Molecule: messenger RNA, 1516 nt
Organism: Sclerotinia trifoliorum
Lineage: Eukaryota; Fungi; Ascomycota; Leotiomycetes; Helotiales; Sclerotiniaceae
Source: the annotation of a GenBank genome assembly
GGAGGGGUAAACAGGUAGGUGAUUUCUAAGCAUUGAGUCAUUAUAAAGGACAUGAAGGACUUCUCUUCUCUCUUCAUCUCAAAAUAUCUCUUUCAAACCAUCAUAUUCUUCAUAUUCGUGGUUGAAAGCAUUUACAGAACUUCCGAGCUAUAGAUUCAAGUACCGUCUUACAACCAACAUGUCGGCCCCCAAUGAACCUAAGAUGGAAUACACAAGACUCGGUAAAUCGGGAUUGAAGAUAUCCAAAGUUAUCUUUGGUGCAAUGUCUUUUGGAUCAUCCGAAUGGCAAGACUGGGUAGCUAUCCUUUAAUUGUCCCGUUGCUAAGUACUCUAUUAACAUCAAAAGGUGAUUAACGAGGAUGAAGCUCUUCCACUGCUGAAACAUGCAUACGACCUCGGAUUGAAUACAUGGGAUACUGCAGAUGUGUACUCCAAUGGAAGAUCGGAAGAAAUUAUCGGAAAAGCAUUGAAGCAAUAUUCAAUUCCACGAAGCAAGGUUGUUAUUCUUAGCAAAUGCUAUUUCGGCGUUGCUGAGGGUGGAGUACAACCACAUAUCUCGGUGCUUUCGACAAACGAUGGGAACAUGGUCAAUCAGGUUGGCUUGAGUAGAAAGCAUAUUCUUGAUGCUGUGGACAGGAGCGUUGCUCGAUUAGGCACGUAUAUCGAUGUCCUGCAGAUCCAUAGACUCGAUCGCGAUACUCCCAGGGAAGAGAUCAUGAAAGCCCUGAAUGAUGUUGUGGAAAGUGGCAAAGUUCGGUAUAUUGGUGCAAGCAGUGUAAGUUAGAUGAUGCAUUGUAAGAUUAAGAGUGGAGACUUACAUAUGGCAGAUGGCCGCGUGGGAAUUUCAAACACUACAAAAUAUCGCAGAGAAAAAUGGAUGGCACAAAUUCAUUUCCAUGCAGAAUUAUUACAAUUUGCUCUACCGUGAAGAAGGUAUGUCCUCCAUUCCUAUAUGUUUAGAAAAUACUUAUACCAACUACCUUUAGAACGAGAGAUGAUCCCAUACUGUAGAGACGCUGGCGUAGGGCUCAUUCCGUGGAGUCCUAUUGCUAGGGGAGCACUAGCUCGUCCUUUCAAUGACCGAAGUACAACUCGUGAAAACAGUGACAGGAUGCUCAAGGCCAUGAUCCGUAGCAAGGAGAGUGAAAUUGAUAAACUCGUCAUCAAUCGUGUUGAAGAGAUCGCGAAGAAAAAGGGAGUAAGCAUGACCACUGUGGCUAUUGCAUGGUGUCUUAGCAAGGAAAGUGUCAAUCCAAUUAUUGGUUUGAGUAGCAAAGAGAGAAUUGAUCAAGCAGUAGAGGCUGUAAAAUUUGCCAGCUCUGGAAAGUUGACUGCAGAAGAUAUUGCAUAUCUUGAGGAAGGCUAUGCACCCAAGGUGAUACAAGGUUAUUAAAAUAUAUUGAGUGGCAUCCAUGUGGCUUGCAAGGGCAGACUUCAUAACCGGGUCCAUGUACAGUACAUUGUCAUACCUUUCUUGACCAACAAAGAACCUCUUACAUGUCACAAAUAGGUGAUU